AUGAAAGGUAUCAUCCUAGCGGGUGGCUUAGGCACUCGUUUAUAUCCUUUGACAAAAGUUAUAUCAAAACAUCUUUUACCGAUAUAUGAUAAACCGAUGAUUUACUAUCCUUUAUCUAUAUUAAUGAUGGCUGAUAUAAAGCAAAUUUUAAUUAUAACAACAUCAACUGAUUAUGAUCAAUAUAGACGAUUAUUAGAAAACGGUACUCAACUUGGAUGUGACUUUCAAUAUGCUAUACAGGAUCAGCCAGAUGGAAUAGCACAAGCAUUCGUUAUAGGAGAAAAAUUUAUUGGUAAUGAUAAUGUUGCUUUGAUACUUGGUGAUAAUUUCUUUUAUGGUAUGGAUCUCAGUUGUCAUCUAAAAACAUUAAAUAAUGUUGAUGGAGCCUAUAUAUUCGCCUAUGAAGUAUCCGAUCCUCAUCGUUACGGUAUCAUAGAACUUGAUCAUAAUGAUAAACCUAUUUCUAUUGAAGAAAAACCAAAAAAUCCGAAAUCAAAUUACGCCAUAACUGGUUUAUACUUUUUUGAUAACGAUGUUAUAAACAUAGCAAAAAAUUUGCAACCAUCACAUAGAGGUGAAUAUGAAAUUACAGAUAUAAAUAACAUAUAUUUUCAACGAAAUAAGUUACAUGUUAUAAAAUUAGAUAAAAUAGUAGUUUGGUUUGAUAUGGGAACAUUUCAAUCAUUAAAUGAUGCUUCACAAUUUGUCCGUUCAUUAGAAAUUGAAAACGGUCGAAAAAUUGGUUGCAUUGAAGAAGUAGCAUACAAAAAAAAUUAUAUUGAUAAAUAUCAAUUAAAAAGAUUGAGUGAACCUUUAAUUAAUAGUGGCUAUGGAAUAUAUUUACAACAUAUUAUCAAUAGAACGUAG
Rotaria sp. Silwood1 is the source of this 867-nucleotide messenger RNA. The record is from the annotation of a GenBank genome assembly. NCBI's taxonomy places the organism in Eukaryota, Metazoa, Rotifera, Eurotatoria, Philodinida, Philodinidae.